Paramuricea clavata is the source of this 2281-nucleotide messenger RNA. Lineage: Eukaryota; Metazoa; Cnidaria; Anthozoa; Malacalcyonacea; Plexauridae. The record is from the annotation of a GenBank genome assembly.
CUGGGGACGAGGCAGCCAAAAUGUCGCAAUUACGAAGGAAGAAAGUUGCAAUUAUCGGCGCUGGAAUUAUGGGUGUUUCAACUGCAAUAUGCCUCCAAGAUGCAGAGCCGUCUUUAGAUUUAGCAAUUAUAGCUGAGAAGUUUUCACCAGAUAAUACGAGUGAUGGCGGUGCUGGUUUAUGGUCGUCGAUUCCAGGGUUUUGGAUGAAAGACACCGUAAAACACAAACAAAGGUAGCCUGUCAAGUGUCCACACUAAUGCACCUAUCAAUGUUUUCCCCCUGAGAGGGGGGUGCGGGCAACCCAGGGGAAUUUUGACAUUUUUAAAAUUUUGUAGUCAAAAUCCCCACUGUUGGGCAAGGAACGGCUGUCAAAAUUCCCUAGUACAUUCCUAAGAUAACAAGGCAAACAUAUGUUUUCCAAUGCGAACAUACAGUCUAUACUGGUUUAAACUUGGUAAAAAUUGAGACACUGUGUAUAAAGUACCUUUUCCGAUGAAACUUGGUCUUGCUUCUCUGCCAUACUUGUUACCAGGCAAAACCGUGCAAACUUUCAAGAUGGCGGAUGUCAAAAUUUCCCGACUCUGGGAGUUGAUGCAUAGGUCAAAUUCCCCUCACUGGAGCUUCAUAGUGUUGUCAAAGUCCCCUGGGUCGCCCGCACUCCCCCCUCAGGGGGAAAACAAUGAUAGGUGCAUAAUCGAUACCGUUUUCGUAAUUAAGAAACGGACGUAGCCAAAGAUUAGGUAUAGUGUCUGGGAAUUAAAAAAAAAAAUUAAAUUAAAAUUCUAGUUGUAAUUUCUAGAAUAAAUUUCAUGUCAUUACGCAUUCAGAUUGGCUUAGAGCGAAAAUGUCAACAAAUGCGCUGAUUGGCGAGAACGAAAUUCCUCCUUGUUAAUACACUGGUUUCAUCCAGUAAUAUGAUAAUCUGUCAAAUCUGUUUGCCACUAUGUUCUGGGGUGUACCGAGAGGGGCACGCAGAGGGUGCAACACCCCACUUUUUAAAAAUCUCAGUAAAACAAAGAUUAUGUUGGAAAAAGCUUGACUUGCCCGUAAAUCGAUUACAAUGGUUAGUAAAUUGAUCAGUAAAGCACAGGGGCUGUAGAGGAACACCCCCACCCAGAAUGGUCUGGGUCCGCCAGUGGUUGAAGCUUACUUUUUGUGGGGUGCACAGACUCCACACCAUGCACAUACAGAACUACAACCUGCAAGUGUUCAGUAGUGAGGUCAGCAUAAACUGUCUGGUAAGUCCACAACUAUUGGCAUAACCCAAGGAUUUUGUACACUGUAGCUGGUUCUUGGAACAUUUGCUUCAUAGCCCUGACCCCCAGGUUUAUUGACAAAGGUCCGGUUGCAGAACCGGCGUUCAUCCCCAUGGCCCCACCUAUAGCAUGAUCUGUGCUACUGUAUCCUAGCUUUCUCAGUCUGUAUUGAUUUUUUUCUUAUCUAGGCAAUGGGGUGAAGCCACAUUUCAUUAUUUAAGGUCAAUUAUAGAAUCUGAAGAAGCAUGUGACUACCAGAUGAGUUAUAUCACAGGAUAUGUAUUUUAUGACCAAAUGAUGCCCGAGGUACUUGUUACUCACCCGUUAUUAUAUUUUGAAGUAUGCUGAAAAAACUCUGCCUCAUUUGGAUGCACAGUUGAAACUCCGAACUGAUCUAUAAAAUAUAUGGCCAAGUUCUGGCACCAAUGCUAGCAUUCCUGAGCAUUCUAGCUGUCUUACGAUGAAACAGGGGAAAUUCCAUUUCUUUAGGAACCUCCACUGAAAGACGUGUGUCUGUAUUACAAAAGAUUGUCCAAAGAAGAUAUAAGAAAAUUGGGCUUUUCGUCUGACCUCAUGUAAGAUUGGGUCAUUGCAGAAAAGAUCCACACUUCCCCUACAGAGGAAUUUUCUGUUGUCCAGAGGGGGAGGGAGGAAUCUUAAGUUCUGAUAAUAGUAAAAUGUACUAGGAUGUCCGAAAGGGGUUGGGGGGUUCCCCAACUAGCUGUGCGGGAGUGUGUAUGUUUUCUGGGAAUGACCCAUUCAUGAGUUUUGUGUUAUUGUUAAAUUCAUACCAUUAACAACAACAAAUACAUCAUGCAGCUUCUAAAUGUAUGUUUAAACGUUUUUAUGCAUUUAUGUUUACAAAACUUGUAACAAUGCGUGUAGACUGUAGAGUUAACAUUUCUACCAGAUAUGUGUUGCAAUCAGCUUUAGUUUCAAGUUGUUUUUCUCUUUAAGCGAUGGUUUUACCAUGAGAACAAUGGUGUUUCCAGGUACUCCCUAUCUUCAAAUGAAAUUAAAACAGU